Pieris brassicae (large cabbage white) is the source of this 898-nucleotide messenger RNA. RefSeq lists its product as uncharacterized. NCBI's taxonomy places the organism in Eukaryota, Metazoa, Arthropoda, Insecta, Lepidoptera, Pieridae. The transcript has 5 exons. The record is from RefSeq and is a predicted model, not a curated record. Bases 177 to 728 code for a protein of 183 amino acids.
AAAAUCUAAAAAUAAACGCGUCUUGCUGUCUAUGCCUCCAGUUGCCUGGAGGCGGCCAUCACGAAUUUGACGUCUCGUUUACGUUUUCCCGCCUUUUUGACAUAGAUAAAAAAUAAUUUUAUAUUCUGUAUUGGACGAUAAGCGCGGUUUUAUUUAAUAGUUUUAGUGUAUUAAAAAUGAAUUUAAAAUUGCAAGUAUUAUUUUUGAUCGUUUUGUGCUUGGGAAUACAGGGAAAGAGUUCUGAAGAGCGACUGGAUAUUCGCGGCCACGUUAAGAGCGAUGCAACAGCGCUGAUAUUUGCUGACGAAUUCAAGCAGACAAUAGAGAAAUAUCUCUUCGGAAUAUGCCCGCAGCCAUACAAGGCACGUUGGUUGCAGAUGCCGCUGGGGAGUAAAACGAAGAAUGGAACUACCUUCUCCUGCGACCUCGAUACGGAUCACCAGGAUUUAGCAGCAAGGCUAGCAACACUUGCGUUACGCGCUCAUUCGGCAUCGCGUUCAGACUGUCUAAGACUAGGAGCAGCGCUGGCGAAUACGCUCGGAGAUUUGGCGCGAACAGCUGCGAACCAACAAAAUAUGUUUCCCCCUACAUCAGCGGCUGAGACGAAGAAGAGAAAGUUAUCAAAGAGUCAGAAAAUGCAGAUAAAAGCUAAACAACGUACAGCACUCGCCGUGAAGAAGAAGGCCGCUGCUAACGCCGCCGCCGCCGCCGCUAAGAUGACUUCAUAAAUGUGAUGUCAUCAACUAGUGUAGUGUAAAAUUCGACAUGUUUUUUUUUUCAAGAUAUUAUAUAGAUUUAACAAUAAUUAAGACUGAGAUAACAUGGAAUUCGGGCCCUACGACUCGAAGAAGUCUAUUUAAUUAUAUUUUAAUAUACUAGUCAUAUGCUAGAUUUUAUA